This is a messenger RNA of Lentinula edodes (shiitake mushroom), 1201 nucleotides long. RefSeq names its product putative D-xylose reductase. Gene Ontology annotation, cellular component: cytosol. The record is from RefSeq and is a predicted model, not a curated record. Bases 216 to 1136 code for a protein of 306 amino acids. Lineage: Eukaryota; Fungi; Basidiomycota; Agaricomycetes; Agaricales; Omphalotaceae. Gene Ontology annotation, molecular function: aldose reductase (NADPH) activity. The transcript has 11 exons.
AAAAAUCAACUCGACAUCACCCGUUCAUGGACUGAUAUUCACAAGCAUUCAUUGAUAUCCACUACUAGGACUCUAAUUUCGCCGUAUCAUCGGAGAUGGUCUUAUGAUGUUUCCUGCUGGCCUCACUCGCAUCAUUUAAAUACACCUCGAAUCGAUUUCACCUUGAUCUUCCUCUCUUACCAACGACUUGAAGCUCAUCAACCGUAUACACUAUCAUGGCCUCAAUCGUACUGAAGCGAACCCAGCACAAGAUGCCCGUCGUUGGCUUCGGUCUGUGGAAGGUCACCAAAUCUUCCUGUGCAGACACUGUCUACGCUGCUAUCAAAGCUGGCUAUCGAUUGUUCGAUGGUGCCGGUGAUUACGGGAACGAGAAGGAAGCUGGAGAAGGAGUGCGACGUGCAUUGAGCGAGGGUAUCGUGAACAGAGAGGAUUUAUUCAUCACAUCCAAGCUUUGGAACACUUUCCAUGCGAAAGAGCAUGUGAACAAGAUUGCGAAGAUGCAGCUCAAGUUAUGGGGAUUGGACUACUUUGAUCUUUUCCUGAUCCACUUCCCUAUCGCUCUUCAGUAUGUCGAUCCUGCUCACAGAUACCCUCCGGAAUGGUGGGGAGACGACGGUAAGAGCGUAACUCUCGAGAGAAUCCCUUUGCAAGAAACAUGGACCUGCAUGGAAGAGCUGGUUGAUCAAGGCGUUGCAAAGAAUAUCGGUAUCAGAUACGCGCGCAUUGAGCCACAAGUUCUUCAAGUCGAGAUUCACCCUUACCUUUCCCAAGAACAACUCCUCAAGUUCGCGAAGACUCUCGGUAUUGCUGUCACAGCCUACAGCUCCUUCGGACCCCAAAGUUAUCUCGAACUUGGCAUGGACAAAGGAGUGACUGCUUUGUUCGAACAUGAUGUUGUCACUAGUGCUGCGUCGAAGGUUGGCAAAACACCUGCGCAAGUGCUUCUUCGCUGGGCUAUACAGCGAGGUAUGGCGGUGAUCCCCAAGAGUAAUAGUUCGGACCGCUUGGUACAGAAUUUGCAGAGUGAAGACUUUGAGCUGAGCGAGGAUGACAUGAAAGCCAUCAGUGGGCUGAACAUCAAUCUCAGGUUGAACGAUCCCGCCGAAAUUGACCCUCGCAUGGCCAUCUUUGCCUGAACUCAUUGUUUAUGCUAUAUGAUAUAACUGUUUUCUGGUCCUAUACACGCUACACGCUCGAGCUC